Molecule: messenger RNA, 1036 nt
Organism: Raphanus sativus (radish)
Lineage: Eukaryota; Viridiplantae; Streptophyta; Magnoliopsida; Brassicales; Brassicaceae
Exons: 6
Coding region: 271-777 (168 amino acids)
Source: RefSeq, a predicted model, not a curated record
AUUUUCCUAUUCCUUCUUUUUGGGGGAGUUGCAGAACCACCACACACACACAAGUUGCAGGAGAAAAAGAAAAAAAAGUCGAAAAAAGAAGAAAAAAGAAGAAGAAGACGCUCUGUUCUUGAAUCUUGAAUCAAGCAAAGCUGCUAGGGAGGUGGCUGAACAAAACCCUAAUCCUAAUUUCCCCCGAAUAUGCCAUUUCUGAGGAUAGUGAGACUUCUCUUACCAGGGAUCAGAGUGUUGAUUAGAAGGUCGUUACUUUGGUUGCUGUAGAUGCAUAUCCCUUCUUGGAUCUACCAGUUACUUGGUUGCAUGGGAGGUUGUUUUGGAUGCUGCAAUAAACCACCGCUUAUAGUUGCAGUGGAUGAGCCGUCUAAAGGGUUAAGGAUUCAAGGUCGUCUAGUGAAGAAGCCGACGAGCGUGUCAGACGAUUUCUGGAGCACAAGCACCUGCGAGAUGGAUAACAACAGCACGAUGCAGUCUCAGAGAAGCGUUUCUUCUAUCAGCUUCACUAACAUCACUGCUGCUUCAGCUAGUAGUAGCAACCCCAAUGAAUUUGUUAACAAUGGAUUGAGCCUCUGGUUGCAAACUAGACAACAGUGGCUUGCGAAUGGAUCUUCUUCUCAAACAAAGGCCAAAGUUCGAGAACCUACAAUAAGCUGGAAUGCAACAUAUGAGAGCUUGUUGGGUAUGAACAAGCGGUUCUCUCGUCCAAUACCUCUCCCUGAAAUGGUGGAUUUUCUGGUGGAUGUGUGGGAGCAAGAGGGCUUGUAUGAUUGAUUUAUUUGCAACUCAAGAAUAUACUCAGUCUCAUCUCCUUUUUCUUCUUCUUCUUGUGUGUGUUGUGUGUAAUCAAACUUGGCUUCCUGAAAAGUAUUUAAAAUCUCAAGGAACUAAGAUAUUUUUACCUUCAAAAAGGAAAUACUUAUUCAUAUAUGUCUUUUUGUUUGUGUGUUUAGUAUGUGUUAAACACUUGAUUAUUGUAAUAAACUCAGAAUUGUAUUAUAUUUUAUAACCAAGUAAAAGUUUUUAUGUACUA